This is a messenger RNA of Naegleria gruberi, 2529 nucleotides long. RefSeq lists its product as uncharacterized. The record is from RefSeq and is a predicted model, not a curated record. The transcript is spliced from 3 exons. Gene Ontology annotation, biological process: cyclic nucleotide biosynthetic process; intracellular signal transduction. Lineage: Eukaryota; Heterolobosea; Eutetramitea; Acrasida; Naegleriidae. Bases 1 to 2529 code for a protein of 842 amino acids.
AUGGUGGUCAACAAGUCCUCAAAUGCAAUUCAUCCCAAUGAUGUUGAUGAAGAAAGUGCUGUUUUUUCUUCAGCUUCUCACUCUGAAAAAGUUUUAGAAAAAACAAAUUUCGAUGAAUCAAGAAAACCAUUCGCUUCAAUCAAGUUCUGUAUUAUUAUUCUAAUUUCAGUAAUAGUAUUGAUUAGUGUUCUUUUUCUAUCGGCUAUUUGGAUGAGCUCUUUACUUCCUUCUAAUUUCAAUUUGAGUUUAACUGAAAGAGAUUCAGAGUUUAAUGAAAUAGUCAAUUCGGUCAAGAAGAUUUUGCUUGAUGUUACUCAUGGGGCUGACACCAUGCGAGCUCAAAUUAGAUUCCUGUUGGAUUUUGAAAACUAUGAUCAGAUAGAAAAGAUUGUCUAUCAGACCUAUUUAUCAGAACAGAGAGCAAACUCUGACCUUGUUGUAACAAUUUAUGUUGGAAAGAAUUCUGGAACUAAUCUUGGAAUUUACAAUUCAGGAACAGAUGUUUCAAUUCUCAAUUGUACACAAGACCAUCAGAUAUUUUACAAAUGUGAUCCAGAUUUAGAAAAGUAUGAAACAUGUCAGAGAGGAAAUGUUCCAGAUAUAAUUCAAGACCCAUUAGAUGUUGACUAUAUUAUAGAGACUUGUAAUGAACAUCCUGAAAAACUGACCUUUACAAGAGGAUUUGUGGAUGUUACCACUGAAAAUUUGGAUACCUUCUAUUCAUUAGUUUAUUGUUUCUCUUUCACUGCUAGAUCAGCUCAGGAUACCAUUAAAUUUGAUUAUUUUCAAGGAUUUGAUAUUACAGUGGCUAGUGCAUCUGAUUUCUUGAUUAAUAAGACGAAAAUCAUCGAUGGGUCCAAGAGUUUUAUAUUUGAAGUUGCCCAAAAUUAUCUAGUUGCUAUUGAUAACAGGGAUACCAAAACUGCCGUUCUAGAUGAUAAUGGAAACGUUGCCAGAAAGACGGCUUCCAAUAUUGAGGACACAAGAAUCAAUAGUAUCUACAAUGUAAUUGUUGAUUUUGCUAAAGGAGAUAUUAAAUCGAACAUUGCCUGCAACACUCCUAAAACAUUUGACCACAUGACUGAUUAUGUUUCGAUAUAUAGAUUGUGUCUAAAUACCAACAUUGAUUGGAUGUUUGUUCUGAGUAUUCCAAAGUGGAACUAUAUGGGAUCAGUAAUUAUUGGAAUUGUUUCGUCACUUUUGGGCGCCUUAAUUAUUGUUUCAGUCUCUAUCUCACUCUCUGUUCUCGUUUCCAUAAAAAUUGUAAAACCAUUCAACAAUCUCAUCGAACAAUUCGAAGCAGUUUCUCACAUGGACUUGGAAAAUGUCAAUGUUCAACCAAGUACUUUUUCAGAAGUUAGAACUUUACAAAAACACUUUUUAGAAAUGACCAACACUAUCAAAAUGUAUAGAGCUUUCCUUCCACCUCAUUUGCUUGCUCAAUUGGAUCAGAAGGGUAUGGGCUCCUCUGAAGAGAAUGGAACUAAGCCAAAUGAGUUACAAUCAAUUUCGAGCUCAUUCAAAAGCAAUUCUCAAGUGAAGGAAUCAUUUAGAACUAAUCAUACAGAGAAUUCUUCAAAAGGUUCCAAAUAUUCAAGUAUCAAGGCUGAUAUGUUCUCUCUAUUCUUAGAAAAGAAGAAAGUUUCCAUUAGUAACAUCAUGAUAGAUAAUUUUUCAAAAGUAUUGAACUCAAUUCAUUCUCCACAUGAUACAAUUCAUAUGUUGACUGAUUUCUUCGAUCAAAUCACAACUAUAUGCAGAACACAUGGAGGAUUACUUGGUUCAUUUGAGAAUGAUUCCAUUACAAUUUCAUUCAAUACAACUUCUGCCCAGAGUAAACAUCAGGAAAAGGCAGUGGUAGCAACAAGAAUGAUUCUGGAAAAACUUUCGUCAAUUAAGGAGAAGAAAUGGCUUUCUUCUAAUAACAGAUUUGCAAAGAAAAUUGACAAGCAUUUGAUUGAUGAUUUGGAAAUUAGAGCUGCCAUCUGUCUUCAAGAAUGUGUUUGUGGUAAUGUUGGAACAAAUGAUAGUAAGAAUUACACGCUUAUUUCAAAUGCCAAAAGUAAUUUGGAAACCAUGUUGAGAAGGGCAAGAGAAUUCGAUUUGAAAUUAGUUUCUUCCCAUUCCAUUCAAAAAGCAAUUGAAUCUCAAUAUCACACAAGAUUUGUUGGAUAUGUGAAAAUGAUUGAAGAUCAAAAUUACUCAUCAGUUGUGGAAUAUUCAGAAAGCCUUCACAUUAAUGGAAUAGAGGACCAUUCCAAAAUGGAAAAGAUCUUUGAAAUUGGAGAUUCCACUCAAGGAAAUGCAGAUGAAUGGAUGUACGAAUUGGAAGAACAAGAAAAGAAACAAAAGUGGAAAACCUACAAUAAUGCAUGUCUCAUGUACUUUGAAUCUGACUAUUCGAAUGCACUACUGCUCUUCCAGCAAUAUUUCGAUCACCAAUUGCUUAAUGGACGUAAUGAUAAAUUGGCAGCAAACAUGAUUGAAUUGUGCCAAUCAAAGUGUGAUAUCUCCUUAGAAGAUCAAUAA